UGAUUAAUGAACCAUGUUUCACCUUACUGUAUUCAAUGUUAUCAAAUAUUUCAUAGUUCUUCGAGUUAGGUAUGUAUGCUGGGUUUUUUUCUCUAUAAAAAUAACUUAUCACACAGGUUCCCCCGGUAUUGCAUUAAGAUAACGAUUAAAUGACUGUGGAAACAUUGUACUUGAUUUUGCUUGAACUUUUAUGAAGAUCAGAAUGAAAGAGAGAGAAUUGAUUCAGCUUAAAUUAACGGAUUGAACAGGACGACAGAGGUUCCAUUUAGAAAAAAACUAUUAGCAAUGCGGUACAUAAAGAAGCCAUGGACUCUCUGUAAGGACAUUGCCGUCCUCAUCACUUCGUGCAGCCUACUUAUACGGAUUUUAUCCAUUGGUUAUUUAAUUGGUGGAUUUGUCAUGAGAUUCCACGAACCACUACUUAAAUCAGGCAGUAUUCGUCUGCUGAACUCAGUGCAGAUAGGGUCUCUGCCCCUAGGAUCCUUUAUCAACGCCCUUGCCUUGUCUCUGAUUCCCGCCAUUAUUGUGAACACUGUCAGUACAACGGUUAUAUUCUAUGGAAUUUGUCGGAGAAAUAAAGGAUAUCUAAUCGCAAGUGCUGUCAUAAACUUGCUGAUGGUUGUGUAUAAUAUCAUUGUUAUCAGCUUACUAUCCUGGUUGCUGAAAGAGGUUCAUUCCUACAUGUAUGAAUCAUUACGGCAGUUAUACAAUCGCGAGAAAUCAUCUUUUGAUUCAGAGAUGGAGUGUUGUGGAUUUGAUAUUCCGGAUCUGUCCUGUACCUACUCGUAUGAUACUUCUUGUUCUGGUUACAUCACGGAGACCAUCAACACCUAUGGGAGUGCUUUCAUCGCAGUUCUUGUUACCAAUGUCAUAGUGUCUAUAAUAAUGAUAAUUGGAACAGAAUACCUACAUAGAUUACAAUUAGCUUUGGAAAAAUUAGAGGAACCCGAUCUAAAGAAUGUUUUGAAAGAAGACGAAAUGCACAAACUACAAAAUGGAAUCUGCACCAAUAUGUGUUCCUUUCUCAGGGUACAUUGUUCAAGAAACAAGUUAUCUGCAUGGUUUGGGUGUCUCAUGGUUUUGGCAAUGAUAUUAGAUGGUGGGAUAAUACUUUCCAUCGUAUUUAUCAGAUACAACCACUAUGACAUAACAUUGACGACAGAUUUGUAUGCAAUAAGCAGAGAAUAUAACAUCAAUAUGGGGUAUAUGAAGGACGCAUUGUUGAUAGCAGUCAUUUGUAUCCUUGUCUGGUCUCUCAUAGCCAAAUCCAUGUGCUUUGUUGGAAUAUAUGCCAACAGAAAAAGUCUUUUCAUAAUAUUUAUGGUUUCUGAGAUUGUGUUGCUGACAAUACAAAGUGUCAUUUUGAUUUUUGCAUCAUAUCUCCUUCGAACUUUGUAUUGCUGUUUUUGGAACACCAUUGAGAGCUGUCAAUUUUCCUACGGAAACACAACUCCCAUACCAAUAUGCACCACAAAUUGGACCAAUGCCGCACGAUUUAUAUGGAUUUCAACUGGAAUUAUCAUGUUUCAUAUCAUUUACAAGGUAUUUAUGAUAUGCUUGGCGGAUCGUGUCUACAAGCAGUCUGUAUACACACCUGUGUCUGCAAUUCCGGAGAAAUCACAGGAGAAAUAUGGCUUCUUCUACAAUGUUUAUAUCUCCAUAAAAAGACAUCCCUUGACUGCUACCUUGAUAGGCCUUUCCAUUCUUAUAACUGUUGUGGAUUUAAUUAAUGUCUGUGGACUUCUUGUGAUACGUUAUGGAUACUCUUCAUUCACACUACUGAGAAAGAUUUUAGAUGGGAUUACCUUGGGAUCUCUGAACAUGGCAGCUAACCGGGACAACAGCAUUCUGAUGACUCUAGUUGGACUUAGUUUUUCUUUCUUUUUACAAAUUGGAAAAUUCAUUUCUCUUGGAUUGCAAAAGCCAAAGGUUACAUUGCUGAUUUUAUGGAAAGAGGUAUUGGUGAUUAUUUUACUGAUUGCCACACUUGGAUUGAUUUCGGUGCAGAUGAAACUUGUUGACUGUUGCAGAGAUGUCAGUGAAAAUUGUCUUUUUAACUAUGGUACAAAUCCAUUGAUCAACUUUCCAUAUUCUAAUCGAAACACCAGUGAUCUACUUUGUAAUGGCAAUAAUCCUAAUGUUCUGGAUGCUGUCAGAAUUCAGACGUUUUUGAUGUUGGGCUUUACAAUAGUCUUGAUCCUGUUACAGUUUGCCUGCACCUCUAUAGGCUACGUUUACUUUAAACGAUCACAGGAUGGACACCUAGGUGUUUUCAAAGGUGUGAUUGAGCUUUUCAAGAGUAUGUGGUUUACAAUAAUAAACAACAGGUUUAUAAAUGAAAAGAAAAUGCCAAACUACAGGAAAUUAUUUGGAAUUGUAUGUGUGCUGGCGGGAUUUGGUUCGGUCAUGGAGAUGGCGUUUACUGUGUCAAUAUAUGCCUACUACUUCACCGAAGGCGAUUCAAGUCCAUUGUUGCAAUUCCUCUCCUGGUUUUCACACUAUCGUUACAACAUGGAAUCCCUAUACAAAGGAGUGUCAUACACACUCUUGGUCAUCAUUCCAUUGGCUCUCGGAAUCCGUAUCAUUGGCAUAUGGUGGUUCCUUGUUAAAAGAACAAUAGUUUCUUUUUUCACAAUUUCAGCAUUUACAUUUUGUUGGACUCUUGGAGAAGUCGUUGUGUUGAGAUAUGCUUCUUACAUUCUGGAUAUGGCAUACAAUUGUCUCGACUCUGACUACUCCUUCAACAAGCACACAUAUGGUAUUCCUUCUCGAAGUUCACUCUGUUUGGAAUACAGUGAAAGGAUCUAUAUUCAAUCAGGAGUCAUCAUUGGAUACCUUGUGCCUCAUAUCAUUUUGAACAUAACUGCGAUGAUUAUCUUGGAUGCCAUUUAUCCCCAUCUAAAGCAAGACGGAGAUGUUCGCAGGUUUUCAAUGAGAUUGUUGCUAGGUCUACUUCAAAUUAUAAAGAAGCACAGCAUCGCGUCGAAAAUAUACAUCGGAAUACAGACAUUCUCAUUGAUUCUGAACGCCACCUUUUGGAUAGGACUGAUAUUGAUGGGAUUAAUUCCCGGACAUAUCCACAUGUCUAAUCUGAUGGAUGCCUUGUCUGGUAGUCAUGUCUCCUUUAUCACUGGUAACAUGAAAGCCAUUGUGCUGGGAACUUUAUAUGGUUUGAUAGGAGUCAUCCCUCUUUAUUCAGCAGUCCAGUCAGUAGGAAUUUUUGGUGUAAUCAAACAGAAAUCCAGAGUUCUAAAGCUGUGCCAGGCAAUGUUAGUGCUAUCUGUACUGGUGGACUUGGUUUUCCUGUUUCUGGCGUCCUUGAUCCAACACUUUGGUUAUUGCGCUUGUUUAGACGGAUCAGAUUGCGGCGAGUAUAAGUAUAGUAAAACUCCACAGGUCUGUGAAAACACAUCAUUGUACUUUAAUUCGUCAGGAGUGCUAGUAGCAUACAUGGUUACCACCAUCGUUUUACACAUAGCAGGUUUACUUUUUACCAUCAAGAUAUCUAGAGGACUAACCACCAGGAUUGACGUUAUUGAUGAUAAAGAAAAUCUUAAAGAAAAUAUGGAAAUGGUAGGAAGCCAGUAGGGACCUCUUCUUAAUGGAUCUUGAAGUGGCAGACUUGGGAUAACUACGCUACAUGAAUUACGGUCAACUUCCAACUUGAUAAAAUUCAGAUAUAAAAAACACGAUUAAUUAUUGCCAUGUGCAGGAUUUUUUUCUAUAUGUUUACUACUUUGUUACUGCUUCCUCUAAUCACUUUUAACUUUUCGUAAUUAAACUUCCUGAUUUGUACAUAUAUUACGUGCAAAAUAAAGUUUUAUUUGAAUUACAUAUACAUGUAUACCACAUUAUGUAAUUCUUUUUGUUUGUCCCGAAGAAGGGACAAGUCGUCCAAUAAAUUUAACAAUCUGGUA
Ostrea edulis (European flat oyster) is the source of this 3917-nucleotide messenger RNA. RefSeq lists its product as uncharacterized. Lineage: Eukaryota; Metazoa; Mollusca; Bivalvia; Ostreida; Ostreidae. Bases 286 to 3588 code for a protein of 1100 amino acids. The transcript has 31 exons. The record is from RefSeq and is a predicted model, not a curated record.